Ipomoea triloba (trilobed morning glory) is the source of this 2895-nucleotide messenger RNA. Its product is annotated as arginine decarboxylase-like. The transcript has a single exon. The record is from RefSeq and is a predicted model, not a curated record. Bases 445 to 2589 code for a protein of 714 amino acids. Gene Ontology annotation, biological process: L-arginine catabolic process; spermidine biosynthetic process. Gene Ontology annotation, molecular function: arginine decarboxylase activity. Lineage: Eukaryota; Viridiplantae; Streptophyta; Magnoliopsida; Solanales; Convolvulaceae.
UUUCAUGCAAUUCUCACUCGGUUUACAGUCGUAUAAACGCCUCCUCCUGAAAUCACAUAUCUUAUACGUCUCAUUUUUCUCUUCCGCCGUUAGGUUUCCGUUAAUUUAUGUCAUUUUCCCAUGAUUUGCAUGGUGAAAUUCUCGUCCUGUUCUUAGAUUUUGUGUUCCUGCAAUUCUCUCUUCAGUUAACCAACACAAUUCUUUUCUUGUGAGCGUUCGGGGUGGGGAUUUCUGGGUCGAGUAGGCGUCGGGUUUUUCUUCGCUUCUUUUGAGGGGGAAGCCGGGGCUCCGGCCUCGGCGGGUUCUAAAGCCCCCACCUUUACAAACUCGGAGAUUUCUAUCUAUCUAUUUGCAUAAUUCAUCUGUACAAAUAACUUCUCUUUCCUGAUUCCUUAGUUCUUUCAUUUUCGGGUUCCAAAGGUAAAUAGAUUAAUUGGGGAAGAGAUGCCUGCCGUGGCAUAUUGCGUAGACGCUGCUGUCGCGAUGAACACCUCUAUUCCGGCGCCGGAGGUUUUUGUUGUGCCUCCGGCGACAAUUACCGCCGGAGCCGCUCCUCUCAAUUUCUCCCAUUGGUCCCCCGCGCUUUCAUCCGCGCUUUACCGGAUCGACGGGUGGGGUGCACCGUACAUCGCCGUGAAUUCGUCAGGCAAUAUCUCCGUGCGUCCUCAUGGCACGGACACGCAGCCCAACCAAGAGAUCGAUCUUCUCAAGGUAUUGAAGAAGGUUUCGGAUCCGAAAUCAAUGGGGGGACUUCAAUUGCCGCUCCCGCUAGUUAUUCGGUUCCCAGAUGUGCUGAAGAGCCGUCUCGAAUCUCUACAAUUUGCGUUCAAUUACGCGGUUCAGUCGCUAGGUUACGGGGCUCAUUAUCAAGGCGUUUAUCCCGUGAAAUGUAAUCAGGAUAGGUUCGUGGUGGAGGAUAUCGUAAAGUUCGGGUCGGCCUUCCGGUUCGGGCUUGAAGCCGGGUCCAAACCGGAGCUCCUACUUGCUAUGAGCUGUCUCUGCAAGGGAAGCCCAGAAGGUCUCCUGAUAUGCAAUGGCUUUAAGGAUGCUGAGUAUAUUUCCCUUGCUUUGGUCGCAAGGAAGCUUCUUUUGAACGCUGUGAUUGUGCUUGAACAAGAAGAGGAGGUGGAUGUUGUGAUUGACGUCAGCCGGAAAAUGUCCGUCCGGCCGGUGAUUGGGCUCCGGGCCAAGCUCAGAACCAAACAUUCAGGCCAUUUCGGGUCCACGUCCGGCGAGAAAGGGAAAUUUGGGUUAACCACAACUCAGAUUUUGCGGGUGGUGAAAAAGCUUGAAGAUUUUGGAAUGCUGGAUUGUCUUCAGUUAUUGCAUUUCCAUAUUGGGUCUCAAAUCCCUUCAACGGCCUUGCUUUCCGAUGGCGUUGGAGAGGCCGCUCAAAUUUAUUGUGAAUUAGUCCGUCUCGGUGCCUCCAUGAAAGUCAUUGAUAUCGGGGGUGGACUUGGAAUUGAUUACGACGGUUCAAAAUCAUCUGAUUCUGAUCUUUCGAUUGGGUAUAGCCUCAAUGAAUAUGCCUCGGCUGUUGUUCAGGCGGUUCGUUCUGUUUGUGAUCACAAGGGUGUGAAUCACCCUGUUCUUUGCAGUGAAAGUGGAAGAGCAAUUGUUUCUCAUCACUCCAUUCUUGUAUUUGAAGCUGUUUCUUCUUCCAGUUCCCAGAACCCAUCACAUUUCUCUUCUGCAGAUAUUCAGUCCUUUGUUGAGCUGCUUAAUGAGGAUUCCCAGGCUGAUUAUAGGAACUUUUCUGCAGCCGCGAUUCGAGGUGAUAAUGAUACUUGUAUCCUCUAUGCUGAUCAGCUUAAGCAGAGCUGUGUUGAUCAGUUCAAGAAAGGAACUUUGGGCAUUGAACAGUUGGCUGCUGUGGAUGGCAUUUGUGAUUUGGUCACUAAGGCCAUUGGAGCUUCUGAUCUCACCUCCACUUAUCAUGUGAAUCUAUCAAUUUUCACUUCAAUUCCUGAUUUUUGGGCCAUUGGCCAGUUGUUUCCUAUUGUUCCUAUUCACAGGCUUGAUGAAAGACCUGGAGUGAGGGGAAUAUUGUCAGACUUGACUUGUGACAGUGAUGGGAAGAUUAAUAAGUUCAUUGGUGGAGAGUCGAGUUUGCUCCUCCAUGAAUUGGGAGGCAACAGAGGUGGCUCUGAUAGUGGUGGUAGAUACUAUUUGGGGAUGUUCUUGGGUGGGGCUUACGAGGAGGCGCUCGGAGGAUUCCACAACCUGUUCGGUGGCCCUAGCGUUGUGCGUGUAUCUCAGAGCGAUGGCCCUCAUAGUUUCUGUGUCACGAGUGCUGUCCCUGGCCAGUCUUGCGCGGAUGUACUGAGAGUGAUGCAGCACGAGCCUGAGCUUAUGUUCGAGACUCUCAAGCAUCGGGCUGAGGAAUCCAUGCUUGGUGGUGGUGAAGAAGGCGAUAGGGUGGCCUUCGAUUCCCUGGCCAGCAGCUUUGCUCGCAGUUUCCAUAAUAUGCCAUAUCUCGUGACAACUUCCUCUUGUGGUUAUUACUAUGGUAACAGCGAGGUUUGUGCGCCUGCUGAUUCCGCUGCUGUUGCUGCUGAGGAUGAACAUUGGUCUUAUUGUGCCGCUUGAGAUUAAGCCAUGUAGCAUCUCCAUUUCCUGCCUUUUUAUUUUUAACCGCGUCGUAUUUAGACUGUAGUCUGAGUUAUCUGUUACCUUUUAGUUAUUAGUUGUAUGAUUUCCUUAUUAUUAGUUGCUCUGGAAAGGAUGCUGUAGCAGCUAUUGCUGUUUUCUUUGUGAUUGACAGAGAGAAGGGAAGUGACUGAACAUGACUGAUGUAAAUUCAGUUAAUUCCCUUCUCCUCUAUUUCUAGUUAUUUCAAUAGUGUUUCUGUAUAAAACUUCUCUGCUCCUAAAUGUUAUGUUUUGUUUUACUCUC